CCUCUUCAGUCAUCGAUUCACUUUUUACAUUUUACAUUUUUACAGUAAUGAGAGAAAUAAGUUUAGUUUAUUAUACGGUACUUUAGGCUUUCCCAUAUGUGAUCAUAGGUGUAUAAGGGAGUCGUCGAUCGAAGAGAAUGACGGAUAGCCAGCAGCAGUUCUGCUUAAGGUGGAACAACUUUCAGGCAAAUAUCACCAGCCAGUUCGAGGCCCUUCGCGAUGACGAGGAUUUCGUCGACGUUACCUUCGCCUGCGACGGCAGACGUCUUCAGGCCCACAAAGUCGUACUCUCCGCCUGCAGUCCUUACUUCAAGGAGCUGUUCAAGACAAAUCCAUGUAAACAUCCGAUAAUCUUCAUGAGGGAUGUCGAAUUUGAACAUCUGCAGUCGCUGCUGGAGUUCAUGUAUGCAGGAGAGGUAAAUAUCUCUCAAGCGGAACUGCCCACCUUUCUGCGCACCGCUGAAUCUCUUCAGAUCCGUGGCCUCACCGACUCUCAGAGUAAUCGACACAACAACGAAAAGCACUCAAAGACUAAUAAUAUCCAUGCGUCGAACGGCCGUGGCCUGAUCUCACCGAGCUUGGAUGAUGAGCGCAGUAAGAGUCCACCGGCAACGAGUCCUCCGCCGUUGAAAAGGCUGUGCAAACGAAGUGAUUCACCUCAAAACUCUAGUCCAAUACCUACGGUGCCGGCAGGCGCCACUUCCACGCAACGUUCUCGUCCGCCGAUCGAACCACACGUUCAGCUUGAUUAUAAAGAUCUCGAUAUUGUGGAGCCAAAAGUAGAAUUACCAGAAUAUGGCAGCGACGACGAUUGUUCUACAAAGCCCGAGAUCAAUGCAUUGCCGGGCGGUUUCCUCAGCUUGGACGGAGGCAUGGAGGUCCUCCCUACGUAUCCCUCGUCAUAUCAAGGAAGCGGAAUGGACGGAGGAAUGGCAGGACCCUCCCACGGGGCUGAGUUGAACCAGGAGCAACAGGUCGCCGUCGGUGCGGACGGAUCCUGCGGAGCAUCGGCCACCUCGGGAGGAUCAGGAUCUGGAGGCACGGGUCCAGGUGAUCCUUGGGGAGGAGGAGCCGAGGCUGCAUCCGGAACUUGGGACUCGCCUCGGCUCUGUCCGCUCUGCGCCCGCGUCUACAGCAACAACAGUAAUCUCCGAAGACAUCUGAGAUCGGCCCACGCGACGGCGACGGAUCUCUUGGAGUUGACGUCCCUGCAACGCAGGCCUCCACCACCGCCGCCGCCGCCACUCUCCCCCCCAACUUCCGUCGAUCAUAGGCCGACGACAAUCGCCACCGCCAAGACUGCGACAUCCGCAAUUCUCGAGCACCUGCAACCGGCCUCCAGCUUCCCUCUUAAUCCGAUUCAUCGUCAGUUGUACGGCGAUGUUCGGGGCACCUCGUAGUCUCCGCGAAAUUCACACUCGCUCGGAUAAGUCUAUGCUGGACUAUUUUUAAUCAGGACCGCGUCGCUCUUUCGCUCUAACAAGGUCCGGACGACGGUUUUCUUACCCAGCAAGAACCAUCUUGAAGUGUAAGAUUUCAAGCUCGAGUAUUGAGAAGUGCCUCGUUACGUACCGUCACUCUAUCUCAUUUGAAUAACGUGCAGCGUAGAAAAGUACAUUCGUUCCAAUGUCCAAAAUAAUCGCGAAGUACGGUUUGACAGUUGACUUUGGCUUCGUUUUGAUAUAAAUAACAACUGAUUUGCUUUUGUAAAUAUAAAAAUCUCGGUUUCGGUUUGCUGCUUUGAACUAAAGGUAUAAAGUGACCUGAUUUUGUUAGUAUUUGGUUUCUGGUUUCUCCAAUGUAACAAAGCCUGUUAUUUCCGAUGACAAUUCAAUUGGAUAAGUGGUAACGUUUUUUUUUUAUGCACGUAGUUUAAAUGGGAAAGAGUUAGAUACAGCAAAAUGUAUAAAUGCUUUAAUUUUUCGACUAACUUGUUUUGGUCUGAAACAAAGUGCGAGUUCAAUUCUGUACGAAUUGUGCAACGAUUACUGGCGCUGCAGCUGACGCGAGAGAAUGGGGUGCACGUAGGCUGCUACAAAUAAAAAAUAAUUGUUAUAGAAUAGUAUUCGCAUUUUGUUUUGGCCUGCAAAAAAGUUGGUCGAAACGUUAAGGCAUUUAUGCAUUUUACCGUACAUGGAAUAAGGAGGCACCUCUUAGAUCUGAACUAAAUAUUCUAUACUUUGACUGAAUAUUCUAUGUUGCCCUAAUCUGAAAUAGUCCAGUUUAUACUCUAGGCUAGUAAUGUCGCGAUUACCUGCUGCAGGUAACGUCGGAGUUUACCUAUCGAGCGAGCAAAUCGUAUGUUAUACUUUUUUAUCUCCUGAGUAACGGAAUGGUUUUAAACCUCGAGAAAUUAUUAAAAAGCAGACUUUCACUUAGUUUGAGGUUAUGACACGCUAUUGUAGAUAACGGAAUCCCAUGUUUUUGGUAAUUUAUCAUUAUUCUCAGAGUGUUUCUAGUGACGACGCGAACUCCGUCAUUCUUCAAAGUUUGAAACGAUAUAAAAUAUUUUAUUGUUUUAGAGGAGAAAAAAAGUUACAAUUCAAUUUAAUCAAGUUUCGAUGAAGCUUCAAUAGUAGUUCCGUCAUUCCCUUACAAUAUCAAAUGUAUUUAUCAGGUUUCUCAAUUAUUUUCCCUAUUCACCAUGUAAUAAGUUUCUUCUAGGUUCGCUUUCUUCAAAAUGAUUUUGGUGAAAAUCAUAACGGGCACAUAAUUUGCAACAAUCUCAUACAGAUUUUAUUCAUCAAUUGUAGAAUAUCAAUCAAUUUCCGUAGGAUUCGUUCAGGGUGUUUUUAGUUUUUCGUUAGCAUAGAAAGGACCAAUAUAUCAGAACGGGUAAUAAAUGUUUAACCAAGCCUUCGCGGAUCUUGUACGACAACGUUUUAUGUCGCUUGAUUUUCGGGACGAUGUUCAUCGGCGUUCCAAAUCUAGAUUUGUGCAGCCACAGGACACGGGAUCGAUGGUCUGAGCUCUCGGGGUUUUAUGUAUCGCGAUAGGAUGAGACGGAAUUGAAUUUAUAGGCAGUUACGGAGGAGAGGAAUGUAAUACGACGUGACUUUUUUUCGAUCUAUGUAUAUGCGAAAAGACAGCGUUCAACAUCCCUGGAUUCACACGCGGCUAUGUUUUCUUUUGUGCGAUACUUUUAUUCGUCGUCUGAAACGCGAGAAGAAUCCGGAAACAAUUUGUACUCAAUCCGAUACUCUUUCCGAAAUUUGAUCAAGUUCAUAAUUAUUUGCUAUCUGUAAUAAUUAUUUUUACACACAACAUUUAAAUGCGUCGUUUGAAAGAAGAAAAAAGAUAUCGCUCAACAACGUGUCACAUAUAAAACUAGCGUUAAUAUUUGAAAAAAAAUUUAACCGCAGAAAAAGCUUUAAAAAGCUAAAUAAAAUUUUGCCAACGAAGCAUCGUAGAGAAGCACCUACGAAAGAAAUAAAUUCUUGUUUCAUCCUUGUGCGAAUGAGCAAAGCGAUCGCAAGUUUCUGUCUUGAAUGUGUUUCAGAGAAUGUUUAAACGAUAGAUAAUUAUUUAAACGUUUGCGGUGCAAGCUCAAGCUUUAACCCAAUUCUCAUCUAAAUUCUCGACGAGGUUCCUCCGCUUUUUGCAAAUCGCUUUGUGCGGAUUGUGCAGCUCGUAGAUACGCGCACACACUGCCUGUAUUUGCUUGCGGAUUACGCGACGACUCUACGGGCAAGUUGGUGCAUGAAAAUGGAAAUAUUCUACCGAGAUAAAGUUUCAAGCUCAAUAUCCAGGGCUGACGAGUUGCUGACGGAGUUUCGGGUUUACAGGGAAAACUUGAUUAAAGGUUGCCGCAUCGUUUUUAGCCCGAGCAAGGGUAGAUUUGCUUUCUUCCACCGACGCUGCCUCGAAAUGGGCGGAUUAGUCGUGGUUGCGAACAGUGUUCAGAAGUAUCUAGUUUCCAAAUUUCAUCGAUACCUCUUCUCAAUUUCACAAGAAUUCCAAUUUUCAAGUAUCCGAAACAAAUACAUAAUACGUAAUAUGUACCAAAGCGUAAAAAAAAAAAAAUACAACACAAUACAGUACAAAUUAAUCUACAGAAUUUAUAAUGAUUUCUUACAAUGUUCGGUAAGAUUUUCAAAAAUAAUUGCUAAGCUUUGUACUUUAUCGUCGUCGCAAACUGCAACUUGUGAUUUGAUUUUUAGCCCGCUUGACGUGUGUUGGAAUACUUGAAAUGACAGGAAAAAAAAAGAAGAAACGAAUCAAACGAAACCUAUCGUUACAUGCACCAAUGUACGUACACCACGUUUUUUGUGUGACACGUGACGUUAUUGUAAAAAUUUUACGACAGCUUUUACAAGCAGGCUCGUUUCGAAAAUCAAGUUUUUAAAAAAUUGUCCAACGUAUCAGCGAGCCGCUUUCUAAAUUUUUUCCCAUAUUUGUAUCGGUUCUCUGUAAAAUUGAUAAAAACUAUCAUUGUACACAGAUAACCUUAUUUUCAUUCAAAUUUUGCCAACAUAUUUCUAACCUUCGUCAAUGUGAAAAUUCUCACCAUUUUUUAGGAGACAUUAUUAGCAUUGUUGAAGACUUAUGCUUCGAUAAAAUCUACCAAUUAACCUAAUUCCAGGGUGUCAAGCACUCUCGAGGUUUUAUUACUUUUGCGUUACUUCCUAAACCCAAUCUGUACGUUAAUGUAUGACCACGAGGUACUAAAACAAACCAAUGCAUUACAGUAUUUCACCGCAUAUAGUGUAUUAUAAACAUGCAAUUAAUAGACUUGUAUUAUCUGUGUGUACAUUGUUGUAAUGUGUACAUAUUUCGGAUUAUGUCACGAACGAAUGAACGGACGGAUGUAUGAAUAACCGAAUAAACGAAUAAAUAAUUGUGUUUAA
Messenger RNA from Neodiprion virginianus, 4847 nucleotides. RefSeq names its product protein abrupt-like. Gene Ontology annotation, cellular component: nucleus. Bases 138 to 1400 code for a protein of 420 amino acids. NCBI's taxonomy places the organism in Eukaryota, Metazoa, Arthropoda, Insecta, Hymenoptera, Diprionidae. The transcript has 6 exons. The record is from RefSeq and is a predicted model, not a curated record. Gene Ontology annotation, molecular function: protein binding; DNA binding. Gene Ontology annotation, biological process: regulation of transcription by RNA polymerase II.